ACCAAAACAGCUCUCAAACAUCUACUUAAACUUUAACUCAUCCUUCCCGCCUUAAAACACCCAGAUCAACUCUACUCUCCUCUCAUCUAUUAAAUGAGUUCUCAACUCAAAUCAAUAACAAGCAAAGGCAGCCAAAUCUUCGCUCAAAACCUAACCCUAACCCAGCUCGCAAAAUCUGGCAGAAUCGAAGAAGCUGUCAAUGUCUUCAACUCAAUGACCAGCCGCAACACUGUCACGUACAACUCAAUGAUCUCUGCCUUCGCAAAGAAUGGCAGAAUCGCUGAAGCCCGUCGUCUUUUCGACACAAUGCCGUCUAAAAAUUUGGUCUCUUGGAACACGAUGAUCGCUGGAUACUCUCACAAUGACUGUGUCCUCGAAGCUCAGCAGCUGUUUGAUGGAAUGCCUAAGCGAGAUGAUUUCUCAUGGAAUUUGAUGAUUACUUGUUAUAUGAAGAAUGGGGAAGUAGACAAAGCGAGGGUUGUAUUUGAUGAGUUGAAUGAUAAGAGCCCGGUUUGUUAUAAUGCGAUGAUUUCAGGGUAUGCAAAGAACCGAAGGUUCGAAGAUGCGAUAAGAUUAUUGAAUGAAAUGCCUGGUUGUAAUAUUGUAGGGUGGAACUCAGUUUUAUCUGGAUACAUUCAAAAUGGAGAAAUGGGAGAUGGGUUGAAAUUUUUUGAUCAAAUGCCGGAGAGAGAUGUGGUUUCUUGGAAUUUGAUGAUUGAUGGAUUUGUUCAAAUUGGAGAUUUGGAUUCUGCAAGGGAGUUUUUUGAAAAGAUUCCAAGCCGAAAUGUUGUUUCUUGGGUCACGAUGCUUAACGGGUAUGCAAAGAGUGGAGAAAUUGUUGAAGCGAGGAGAUUAUUUGAUCAAAUGCCCGAGAGAAAUGUGGUUUCUUGGAAUGCAAUGAUAUCAGGUUAUGUUCAAAGUCUACAGAUUGAUGAGGCAUCAAAACUUUUUAAAGAGAUGCCAGACAGGAAUUCUAUUUCAUGGACUACAAUGAUUAAUGGGUAUGUUCGUACAGGGGAACUCAAAGAAGCAAGAGAAUUGCUUAAUAAAAUGCCUUUCAAGAACGUCGCAGCUCAAACUGCAAUGAUCAAUGGGUAUGUUCAGAGUAUGAGAAUGGAUGAAGCACUUGAAAUUUUCGAGGAAACUAGGGCAAGAGACAUUGUUUGUUGGAAUACGAUGAUCUCUGGUUAUGCUCAAUGCGGGAGAAUGGAUAAGGCUAUGGAAUUAUUCAGGCGAAUGCCAAAGAAAGAUGGGGUCUCUUGGAAUACUAUGAUUGCAGGGUAUGCUCAGAAUCAUCAAAUCGAUAGAGCAAUCGAGAUUUUCCAUCAAAUGAGGGAUAGAAAUUUGGUUUCUUGGAAUUCGAUCGUCUCUGGUCUCGCUCAAAAUGGGUACCACAUCGGGGCUCUUCAGCAUUUCUUGAUGAUGAGAAAGGAAGGGAAGAAGCCCGAUUGGUCAACUUAUGCUUGUGUACUUAGUGCUUGUGCCAAUCUUGCUGCUCUUCAAGUGGGCGAGCAACUUCACCUUCUUCUAUUGAGAAGUGGCUAUGUGACCGAUGUUUUUGCCGGAAAUGCUUUGAUAACAAUGUACUCAAGAUGUGGAAAGAUUAUUAGAGGAAGAAAAAUAUUUAAUGAGAUGGAAAACAUUGAUCUCGUUACAUGGAAUUCUUUAAUUGCUGGAUAUGCGCUCAAUGGUUAUGGAGAAGAGGCGCUUUCUCUUUUCAGAGAGUUGGAGACCAAUGGGAUUAGUCCUGAUGAGAUCACCUUUAUUGGGGUUCUAUCAGCGUGCAGUCAUGGUGGAAUGAUCAAUGAAGGGUUGAAACUGUUCAAAUCUAUGAGUAAAGAUUACUUGAUUUUGCCUGUAGCUGAACAUUACGCUUGUAUGGUUGAUUUACUUGGUCGAGCUGGGAGAUUAGAGCAAGCCUAUGAUCUAGUGAAGAGAAUGCCAAUCAAGGCGAAUGCAGGUAUUUGGGGUGCAAUUCUUGGAGCCUGUAGGAUAUAUCGAAAUCCUGAUCUUGCGAAUUUAGCUGCUGAGAAACUAUUUGAGUUUGAGCCAUACAAGAUGUCCAAUUAUGUACAGUUGUCGAACAUACAUGCUGAUGCUGGGAGAUGGGAUGAAGUGGAGAGGGUUAGGGUUUUGAUGAAGGAGAGGGGAAUCAAGAAGAUUCCUGGGUGCAGUUGGAUUGAGACAAGGAAUGAGCUUUGUGCAUUUGUGUCUGAUGAUUCUGGGAAGUCAAGGACUGCAGAAGUGUGCACAGUUUUAAAGACAUUGAGUGCUCAGAUGAGAAGUAUUGGGUUGUCAAGUGGUUGUGUCUUGGAUUGUGAAGGAAUAAUGAAUUCUAUCACAACUUCAUGCUGAUAGUUGCUCCAAUUUGCAUUGUAUUUAUGUAAGUUUUGUAUCAUAAAAUGUAAUCAGAGAAUUCCAAAUUAAUACAACUUGCAUGUCCAAACCUGGCAAAAGGCUUGGAUACCAUGAGCCCUAUAAGAACCCGUAAGCGAGUUAUGAGAAGCACCGGAGAAUGCAGAACUAUUUGCUGAUGAUCUUCAUGGUCGUGGCUUGCGAUUUGCUGUCCUAUAUGAUUUUUGUGAUUUCAUCGUGACAUUGAGUAUUACUUGGAUCGUUGUACGUAACUGAUGAUUAACCUCGCAGUCAAGCUUCCAAAGAUCUUAUAAAAGCAGUUUUCAUGAUCAAUGUAGUAAUACAUAUACUUCUAUUACCAAGUUGUUUCAGUCUCUGAUAUGCAUUCAAUAUAGUCGCUGUCAUGCCAUCGGCGUUUCACGUGUAAUGGUUUUAAGGAGU
Asparagus officinalis (garden asparagus) is the source of this 2796-nucleotide messenger RNA. RefSeq names its product pentatricopeptide repeat-containing protein At4g02750-like. Bases 94 to 2355 code for a protein of 753 amino acids. NCBI's taxonomy places the organism in Eukaryota, Viridiplantae, Streptophyta, Magnoliopsida, Asparagales, Asparagaceae. Gene Ontology annotation, molecular function: protein binding; RNA binding. The record is from RefSeq and is a predicted model, not a curated record. The transcript has a single exon. Gene Ontology annotation, biological process: RNA modification.